AAUGUCAACCACACACCGAAAGGAGGAGAUUUGAAGAUAGUUUCCGUGAAGUCGGAUUUUUCAAAAGUUAAGUCACGUGUUGGAUCAUUAGACAACAUCAAUCACGUACCAAAAGGUGGUAAUGUUAAAUUGCUUUCCAGUAAACCGAAUUUUACGAAAGUACAUUCGCGUGUAGGUUCCUUUGAUAAUAUUGAUCAUAUUCCAAAAGGUGGUGAUAAAAUUAUAUUUAAUGAUAAUUUAAGCUUUACAAAUGUAAAAUCUCGUGUCGGUUCUUUGGAUAACAUUCAACACGUUCCUAAAGGUGGUGAUGUUAAAAUAUUUGAUGAAAAAUUAAAGUUUAGAGAAUUAGCUACUCCAAAAAUAAUUAGUUAUUCUUCCACCACUUCUAGCGUUGAUUCUUCGGUUAUCGCUGAUGAUGAUCGAUCAAGCCUUGUUAAUAGUCCCAUAUCUUCUCUCGCUUUGGAUGAUGUUCCUGAAGAUGAUAAUGAUAGUCCUCCCUCACAUGAGGAAUAUCAGACAUUAUAUAAUACUCCUCAUACGCCUGUUAUCGAAGUGAUGUCUCCUAUUAUGGAACGUUUCGAAGAAGAAGAAAUACGUGAAGAUUUAUCUCAUAUCGUCGAAACUGGAUUUCAUGAUUCAUUUCAGGAAGCAAACAAACACACCGAAUUUUCUUCUCAAAAUAAUUUCAUUGAUAAUGAUCAAUACUUUUCUGGAAAAGAAACACAUUAUCAACAUGGAAUCGUUUGUGAUGAAGUUAACGAUGAAGAAGAUUUUCAAGGAAAUCCUACUUCUAAAAGAGAAUCCACUAUAUUUUUUACUGAGAAUCCUUUAAAUGAUUCUGAUUUAUCUUUUGAAGUUAACGUUCAAAGAAAAUCAUUUUUAUUAUCUAAUGCUGAUAUAAAUUCUAUAGAUGAAGAUAUAAAUCCCGCUCCAUCAAAAGAAAUGGUUCAUACGGUUGAAAUUCCUCCUAAAAAUGAAAAUGAUUUUCAAAAACUUGAAUUAACUUUCGCUCAACAACGUAUUUAUGAUGAAUCUUGGCUAUAA
Messenger RNA from Funneliformis caledonium, 1044 nucleotides. Lineage: Eukaryota; Fungi; Glomeromycota; Glomeromycetes; Glomerales; Glomeraceae. The record is from the annotation of a GenBank genome assembly.